Messenger RNA from Vigna umbellata (rice bean), 2380 nucleotides. The record is from RefSeq and is a predicted model, not a curated record. Lineage: Eukaryota; Viridiplantae; Streptophyta; Magnoliopsida; Fabales; Fabaceae.
CCCAUCACUAAAGUUGUUUUAAUCUCAUGUGCUCUUGUACUCAUAUUUUUCUCUUAAACAACCAAAGCUAUUUGGUUUCACAAUUUUUGCAGGAAGAAGAAAAGUAAUGGACAGGCUCAUGUGAUGCAGUGGACCACUAUAAAUGUAGAAACAACUCAUAUAGUAAAUUGCAUUAACUUUGGUGGUGCUCCCUAGGACAUAAAAUAAUAAAAUAAAACAAAAAAUGGUGGUGGUGGAAUCACAAGGAACCUCGUAGUCACACAGAAUGGAGUGGCAGAUGAAGCAGGCCUCCAUCAAAUUAGCAACAUUUUCAACCUGCACACUCUACCGAGUCCCUAGAACCAAAAUAAGUACUGCAACAAUAUGGGGCUAAUGGAUUUCUUGAAACGUGAGGGUGUGGUUUACACGCCCGUGAAGGAUGUGGAUUUAGGCUCCCAUAGCAGAGAAUUCUACCUGCAAGCUAAUGUCAAAGCUCCCCGCAUGACUGGACUUUUGGUCAAGAUUUUCACUCAUCUAUUGGAGUGUCCAAUACUUGGAACCUUCCUACUGCUCAUAUUGAAGGGAAACAAUCUUAUUCACCGGCUUAUCACAAAUGCAGAGUUCCAAGAACCACCUCUCUUUGUUCCCUUGCAUGAUUUUGAAGACAUAAAAGAAAGAGAAGUCAAAUGCUUAGACUCUUCUUUGCCUCCACCGGAGAAAGUUCAUCUUGCACUAGAUUGUUUGCCAACAUCUUCACAGGAAACACUUGAUGGAACAAAUUCUUCGUUCUCCCGCUGGACAAUAAUGGAUUAUGCCAAAGCUUACCGCUCAGGGGACAUAACACCAAGCUUGGUUGCUGAACGGUUUAUUGCGGCUAUUGAUGAAUCCACAAAACCCUCUCUCCAGAUGGGAUUCUUUAUUCACUAUAGUGUUGAUGAUAUUCUUAGACAAGCUGCUGAAUCAACUCAUCGAUAUCGAAGAGGGGAACCAAUUUCAGUGUUAGACGGAGUUCCUGUUGCUAUCAAGGAUGAGAUAGACUGUUUGCCAUAUCCAACAACAGGAGGUACAACGUGGCUGCACAAAGAAAGGCCGUGUAACGAUGAUGCUUGCUGCGUUAAGCGUUUAAGGUUAUGUGGCGCCAUACUUGUUGGGAAAAGCAAUAUGCAUGAGCUUGGGUCUGGAACCAGUGGGAUAAAUCCACAUUAUGGGCCUGCUAGAAACCCCUAUGAUACCAGUAAGAUUGCAGGGGGUUCUUCCAGUGGAUCUGCUUCUCUGGUGUCUGCUGGACUGUGUCCUGUUUCCCUUGGUGUUGAUGGGGGAGGAUCUGUAAGGAUGCCAGCAUCUCUUUGCGGUGUUGUUGGUCUAAAACCAACUUUUGCACGUAUACCACAUGAUGGAGUUCUUCCCCUAAAUUGGACAGUUGGAAUGGUUGGAAUACUAGCAGGCACAGUUGAGGAUGCAUUGAUUGUUUAUGCAGCUAUCAGUGGUGAAAUUCCAUAUCAGAAGAUUUUCAGUGUAUUGACCAGCAUAAAUCUUCCACGACUGAGUUUGACAAAAGGCAUAUCUGACAUCAAAUUAGCAAAAUACGGCAAGUGGUUUGAUGAUUGCAGCAAUGAAGUCAGAAUAUGCUGCUCCAAAACUUUGCUCAAGCUUCAGGAUCAUUACAAUUGGAAGAUCAUAGACGUGACCAUACCAGAGAUAGAAGCAAUGCGCCUGGCUCACUAUAUAACAAUCGGAUCUGAGUCUUCCACUGCACUUGAUUCAUUUAAAGAAAAGAAUUUUGGAGAAUUAGGAUGGGAUGUAAGAGUAGCACAAAGCAUCUAUGGUGCUUUCAGCGGCAUGGAAUAUCUUAAAGCUCAGAAAAUGAGGAAUCGCCAACUUCAAUUUCACAAGAAAAUAUUUGCCGAGGCAGAUGUCAUUGUCUCACCAACAACUGGUGUGACUGCAUAUCCAAUUCAAGAUGAUGCUAUUCAGACAGGUGAACUUGACUACGUGAAUGGAGCUGCACUUGUUCGUUAUUCCAUAGCAGGAAAUUUUCUGGGACUUCCUGCUGUCACUGUUCCGGUUGGAUUUGACAGAUUAGGUUUGCCUAUUGGACUCCAGUUUAUUGGAAGGCCUUGGUCUGAAGCCACACUCAUUCAUUUGGCAUUUGCAGUGCAGGCUAUAUGCAUGUCAGAGUACAAAAAGCCGAAGGUUUACUAUGAUCUGCUGCGAAAGAAGAAUGAUAGCAAUGGCAUGUAGUUUGAAGCUAAAUAGUAUAGUUUGUCUCACCAAUUUUCUUUUACUGUCUUUCUGUUGUUGAAUUUCAUGUAUUAUAAUUACUAUAAAAUUUGAUGCCAUUGGUUUCAGGUGUCACUUUCUGCAUGUGUUAUAUAAUCCUUUGUCUUAGAUAUUAGUUUUA